This is a messenger RNA of Kluyveromyces marxianus DMKU3-1042, 1446 nucleotides long. It is a transcript of the gene IKS1, whose product is annotated as protein kinase IKS1. The transcript has a single exon. The coding region runs from base 1 to 1446 and encodes 481 amino acids. NCBI's taxonomy places the organism in Eukaryota, Fungi, Ascomycota, Saccharomycetes, Saccharomycetales, Saccharomycetaceae. Gene Ontology annotation, biological process: protein phosphorylation. The record is from RefSeq and is a predicted model, not a curated record. Gene Ontology annotation, molecular function: ATP binding; protein kinase activity.
AUGUCUUUGGUAGUGUAUUCGCAUGAUAGAGAUGUGGAACCCGGAGAAGGGCAAAUUGUAGUGUACAACCAGGCGUAUUUCGAGUAUUUACAGGCUGAGGAAGGAUCUAGUAGGGGCAGCUAUGAGGAUCAUGCCAGGGAGAGACCGCGCAGGUCGAGCAUACCUGACGAUUUCUUUGUUCAAGGCUACUACCAGCGGUUUUUCAAACAGGUUGGCGUUGUUGGGACUGGGUCACGUGCUGUAGUGUAUAAGGUGAAACAUAUGCUCUUAGAGAACGACUUAGGGACUUUUGCAUUGAAGAAGAUAUGCAUUGGAGACGACAUGCACUGGCUCUACCGGUGCCUCAAGGAGGUGAAGCUCUUGAACCGGUUGACGGAGGAGAGCUCGCAUUUGAUCACGUACAACCAUGUUUGGUUGGAGAGGUGUCCCGUGGAGUCGUUGAUUUUGACACAGGACGAUGGUUCGCCGGCCAAUUUGGACAUUCCAACAACGAUGCCGUACAUGUUUAUUUUGCAGCAGUUCUGCUGCGGUGGAAACUUGGAUGAUGUGAUCCAAUAUCAAGUGUUUAAUAAAAUUUCCGGAAAAGAGACCCGUCUUGAACGGAAAAAGAAGUUGAUGAACGCCAAAAAAUUGAGAAAAGGGCUCACUACAUACCAGAUCGUGUCAAUUGCCAAGGAUAUAAAUACAGGUUUGAGGCAGUUACAUUCGUUACGUAUCAUUCAUAGGGAUUUAAAGCCUAGCAAUUGUCUUUUGUUAGAGCAAUUCGACCCAGCGGACACCAAAAAUUUCCCGAAAUGUGUCAUUGGUGAUUUUGGAGAGUCGCAGUUGUACGGCCAGUUACGCGAUGCAACAGGUUCUACCGGUACUCUGGAAUUCGUCGCUCCAGAAUUAACUACAGGGGCACAGUUCAGCUUCAAAUCAGACAUAUAUGCAUUUGGAAUGAUCUUGUAUUUUGUAAUAUUUGGUCAGUUGCCCUUUGGUUCAAAAGAUAUGUCAGUUAUAAAGCGAGAAAUCAAUCAACUCUCGCUAAAUCCAGACUCCAUGCGGGAGUUGCACGAAUCUCUAGACCUUGUCCCCGUUCAUCCAGCAUUAUUUGAUCUUGUGUGCGAAAUGCUGAACCAUACCCCAUCACUCAGGCCUGACCUGGCCAGCAUUUCGUACCGCUUGGACACUAUCUUGGAAAGUGUCACUACAAGUAUUAACAACGAAAACACACCAACAAACUCCGAAAACAAACACAAAGUUGGUUUUGCAAGCCUCUAUGCACUUCAAAUCGCUGUCACCCUAACGGUCUUAAAUCAUUCCGAUUGGCACUGGUGGAAGUACACUGUCAUCUUCAUCACGGGACUCGCUUACAAUCAUAACAGGAAUGACAGUGCGGGUAACAGAAACUUACUCAUUAUACUAAUAGCAUCAGUGCUCAUUUCUGCCAUAUCCAUAUGGUAA